This is a messenger RNA of Oxyura jamaicensis (ruddy duck), 1721 nucleotides long. It is a transcript of the gene ASF1A, whose product is annotated as anti-silencing function 1A histone chaperone. The record is from RefSeq and is a predicted model, not a curated record. Gene Ontology annotation, cellular component: nucleus. Gene Ontology annotation, biological process: DNA replication-dependent chromatin assembly. NCBI's taxonomy places the organism in Eukaryota, Metazoa, Chordata, Aves, Anseriformes, Anatidae. Gene Ontology annotation, molecular function: histone binding. The coding region runs from base 47 to 661 and encodes 204 amino acids. The transcript is spliced from 4 exons.
GCGCUGACACGCUCUGCCUAUUGUUUGUGGGUUUUUUUUUCAAAAUAUGGCAAAGGUUCAGGUGAACAAUGUAGUGGUGUUGGACAACCCUUCUCCUUUCUACAACCCUUUCCAAUUCGAAAUCACGUUUGAGUGCAUAGAGGACCUGUCGGAAGAUUUGGAAUGGAAAAUAAUUUACGUGGGUUCAGCUGAAAGUGAAGAGUAUGACCAAGUGUUAGACUCUGUUUUAGUAGGACCUGUUCCUGCGGGCAGACACAUGUUUGUGUUUCAGGCUGAUGCACCUAACCCAGGGCUUAUUCCAGAUGCAGAUGCAGUAGGUGUUACAGUUGUGCUAAUUACGUGCACUUAUCGAGGUCAAGAAUUUAUUAGAGUCGGCUAUUAUGUAAACAAUGAAUAUACUGAAACAGAACUGAGAGAGAAUCCACCAGUAAAGCCAGACUUUUCUAAGCUUCAAAGGAAUAUUUUGGCAUCUAAUCCCCGAGUCACAAGAUUCCACAUUAAUUGGGAGGACAACACUGAAAAACUGGAAGAUGCAGAGAGCAGUAACCCAAAUCUACAGUCCCUGCUUUCUACAGAUGCAUUACCUUCAGCAUCAAAGGGAUGGUCAACAUCAGAAAAUUCAUUAAAUGUUAUGUUAGAAUCUCAUAUGGACUGCAUGUGACUAACCACCAUCGUUUUGGUACUGUACAUGUGUUAAACUGUAAAAACAACCAGAACUAUUUCCCUCAAAUUCCAUAAGUACAUAGUUGACACGCAAUGUGAAGAACUUGUUUUGAAACAUCCUGUAGAAAGUUUAUAAAAAACAGUAUUUGAGCAAAUUGUGGAAUAUAAAUACAACUAUUUUUAAGUAAUUGCUUUUUUUCUCUAAUGUGUUAUUCUGUUUGGUCUAACCCAAACCUGAUUAAAGUAUACAUAUUCUUUCCCCUUCCCCCUUUACUUUGUUAGCGCUGUUGAAAGCUGAAAAACUGAAAGUUAAAAUAUUCAGGCAAAAUGAAGCAAUAAUGCUGUGUCCUCAUCUCUGAUAUCCAGAUUGCCAAAUAUAAAGUGCCCUUUAAUAGCAGCUGAAGAACAAAGCUGUCAUUAGACAAAGUGCAAAGAAAAAAGUGCUCUUAAAAAAAAAGUCCUCUUUCUGUGAAAGCAGACAGCACAGUGUAAUUUUAGGUGCAUGUUUUUUUUUCAUUUCAAAGCACAUACUUGUUACUUAAAGCAUGCAGUUUGAAAUUUACCAUCUGCUAUCUCAGAUUUUAGGACUUUUCUUUUUUUAUAAUCUCCUGCUGCUAGUCAGACUGGUUUGUUAAGGACACUGUUUCAUGUGGAUUUAGGUGGGUAUUUCAGCAAAGGUUUUUUUUUCAGUCAGCUGUGCAUGUCUGGGUGGAAAGAUUAAAGCAAUUAUUAGAAAAUUUAAGUGUCAAAAGGAAGAGCAUAAGUAACCCUCUGAACUGUAUUUCUGCAAUACUGUUAUGUACAAUGCUGGUUCAUACAUUAAUUUUUCAAGUAUGCUAUAUUCUUGUAGUCUUUUCAACUAAUGUUUAGAUGCUUUCUGAAACAUCUGGAAUUUAAACCACUUGAGUUUUCUCUACGCCCUUUAAGGCAACACUAUGCAUUGGUAUAAAUGAAGACUCAAACUCUGCUGUGGCAGGCACUGAAUACUCAAGAAUUCAUGGCCUGCCCUGAAGGGCUUGCAGUGAGAUGUUCCCUCUUACCUGAGGCGUCUUUGAAGA